AUGAGUCAGUAUGAGACACGUGAAUUUUCUAGAGUUGCAAUAGCUUGCGAGACAUGUCGCAAGCGCAAGCGCAAGUGCGACGGAGCGCAGCCGAAAUGUUCCUGGUGUUUAGCAAAGGAUACUGAAUGCCACUAUAUUACGGAGAGACCCGCGAAGCGAAAGCUUGAUAGGGACUAUGUCGCUGGACUAGAGGAUCAGAUCGCCUUGCUGAAGGAGGAGGUUCGGCGGCUGGAGAACCUCAAUCCUACCGCUACAAGGCCUGAGCAUAUUGCCUCUAUUCUAGCUGAAGAUAGCGAGUUGGGACAGAAGAGACAGGGGCAGGGGCAACGGGCAGACGAGACGCUUUUCCCAAGCACAACAACAGCCAUCGAUGAUGUAAGUGCGCUCAUGUGGCGGAUGAACAUCGAAAGCAGCGGCGAAACAACAUUGAUUGGCCCAUCUGGUAAUUUCUGUUUCCCGGUCCCUCAUGCCGAUGCGUUUGAAGACGAUUCCCGGUUACACUCCGGUGAAGCAGCCUGCGAUCGGCCAUCAAAAGAAACAGACCGGCUGGGAAUCAUUACCCGACUACUCGAUGAUUUUACCCGCUUCAUUAACCCCAUCCAUCAGUUUCUCGACAAGGAAACUCUGACCACGCUCCGCAAAACAGACCUCAGCGAGGGUCUAGCACUCAUCAAAACCGCGGCCAUGGCAGCAGGGUCUCUCUAUUCUGAUAAUCCGGAGUGUAAGGCUAUGGGCGAUGAGGCAGCUACAAUGGUAGAUGCCAUGAUUAUACAGGCCUGUCGGGAGAAUCCCAGUGUCUCGACGGUCCAAACUCUUUCUAUCAUGUCCUGGCGGGAACUUGGGCUGGAGCAGCACAAUAUGGGCUGGAUGUACAACUCAAUGGCUGGAAGUAUGGCCCUGCAUCUCGGCCUAUCAUCCACUUCGGUACAUGAAGCUAAGAGUCUUGCCUGUGUUGACGGUGUUACGGCCAACAAUGUCCCCAGCGUGAGGUUAAGGGCGCUUUGGUCGACAGUGUUUAUGGACAGGGUUGCCACUUGCCUUCUUGGAAGGACGUGCAUGUUGCCCUGGAGACGCAUCCAGGCCUCCCCAUUCCUCGACUCACUGGGCUCGUCCCCUUCCCUGGACGAACUGGUGUUUGAUCAUCACUGUCGACUCUGGUUUAUCUUUGACCAAUACAUGGACAGAAUAUACUCCUUCGAAUUCGGCGACUUGAGCAGCGAGGAGCGGUAUCGCCUUCUCCUAGACGCUCGGGAGCACCUCCUCUCAUUCCAGCGCCAGCUGCACUCUCAACUCCAACUAAGCAAAGCUAAAACAGUACCCUCGGUCAUCUUCCUGCAGAUGACCAUGAACAUGGCCCAGAUCCUGAUUCACCGGCCGUACCUCAAAGAGUCCGCCCAGAGUAACGCGUACUGGCUAAGCGUCCGCACCAUGUCAACAGCAGCAUCAGGAAUGGUCCGUCUGAUCCGCGAGUACCGCAAAGUAGGAGCAUUCGACCAAGUUCCUCCCUUCGUCGUGCAUAGCGUCCUCACUGCGGCGGUUACGCACCUCCUCAACGCCACAUCCUCGAACAGUACACUCCGUAGUCGGUCCAUUGCCCGGUUCCGAGUCUGCUUCGAUGCCCUGGGGGCCAUGCAACAGCGGUGGACCAAGGCGAGACGCGCAAUCCGGUUACUGCGAGGGCUGGCGCGCAGGUGGCAGAUCAUGGCUGCACUGCCCUUGCAAAAUGGAUUCGACACCCCGGUCCCGGCCGAAACGGCCUCGGACUCGGCACUGUCAGGAACAGCGGAUAUUACGGUGGUCUCUGAGUCGUGUGUCGACGAUCUUAAUCUGGCGGACUUUUCUGCCCCCGGUCUCUUCCCGGACCUUGCGGCGUCGUUUGAUAUUGCAGAUAUUAUGUUUUAUCAGGGAGAUGGUUAUGACGCGGAGUAUUUCGGAAACUCAAAAGAACUGCCUUGA
Aspergillus mulundensis is the source of this 1956-nucleotide messenger RNA. RefSeq names its product Zn(II)2Cys6 transcription factor. The record is from RefSeq and is a predicted model, not a curated record. Gene Ontology annotation, molecular function: DNA binding; zinc ion binding; DNA-binding transcription factor activity, RNA polymerase II-specific. The transcript has 5 exons. Lineage: Eukaryota; Fungi; Ascomycota; Eurotiomycetes; Eurotiales; Aspergillaceae. Gene Ontology annotation, biological process: DNA-templated transcription; regulation of DNA-templated transcription. The coding region runs from base 1 to 1956 and encodes 651 amino acids.